AUGGCAGAAGUACAGGCAAGAAUCGUUGCACAUAUGAACAAAGAUCAUAAAAUUGCCCUCGAAGACUAUUUAUCUGUUUACGGAAACAUUGCAAUUGAUGAUAAGAUCGCUAAUAUUACUAUGAAAGACAUUGAGUUGGACAAUAUAACUCUAAGUUUUAACCAUUUUGACAUUGAGUUUCCCAUAAUAAAACCAAUUCCAAUCGAUCCUCCGAUGAAGGAUCUCAGUGAGGCAAGAAUUAGAUUAACCGAGAUGGCCAAGUAUUGCGCCUCCAAGAGAGGAUUUUCUCACUUUCAAGUAGCGGAGAUUGGAUACCCAGCAUCAUUGGGCGAUUUCACUAUCUUAGGGGUUCUACUCAUUCUGUUAACGGGAUUUUUCAUUCCAACUACACUAUUUCAUGGUAUUUUACCUGCUCUACAUUGUCCAACUGCACUCGUUUCGUUCUUAGCUGCCAGCACUAAAUCCAUUUUGAUUUGCACAAUUUUGAUCCAUUUACUUGAAAUUCAGUUAGUAUUGAACCCCUUGCUGAAAAAGUACCGAGUGUCGUUCGACUACAAAUUAGAAUGGUGGUUCCUGACUUUCAUUGACGGGUAUUUCACAAUUCGUCGAUUCAAGAAGAUUGUAGCUAAAUACGAAGAACACUAG
Komagataella phaffii GS115 is the source of this 645-nucleotide messenger RNA. RefSeq lists its product as hypothetical. The record is from RefSeq and is a predicted model, not a curated record. Lineage: Eukaryota; Fungi; Ascomycota; Pichiomycetes; Pichiales; Pichiaceae. Bases 1 to 645 code for a protein of 214 amino acids. The transcript has a single exon.